Messenger RNA from Giardia duodenalis, 1377 nucleotides. Its product is annotated as Flavohemoprotein. The transcript has a single exon. Gene Ontology annotation, molecular function: heme binding; oxygen binding; nitric oxide dioxygenase [NAD(P)H] activity. NCBI's taxonomy places the organism in Eukaryota, Fornicata, Diplomonadida, Hexamitidae. Gene Ontology annotation, cellular component: intracellular anatomical structure. The record is from RefSeq and is a predicted model, not a curated record. The coding region runs from base 1 to 1377 and encodes 458 amino acids. Gene Ontology annotation, biological process: cellular response to nitrosative stress; nitric oxide catabolic process.
AUGACGCUUUCCGAAGACACCCUGAGGGCCGUGGAGGCGACCGCCGGCCUCAUCGCCGCUCAAGGCAUCGAGUUUACUCGCGCCUUCUACGAGCGCAUGUUGACCAAGAACGAAGAGCUGAAGAACAUCUUCAAUCUAGCCCACCAGCGCACCCUGCGCCAGCCCAAGGCCCUGCUCGACUCCCUCGUCGCCUACGCGCUGAAUAUCCGUAGGAUCAAUGAGCUGUACGAGCUGAAGGGGAAGGGCCUGCCGGUGCCGCCAGAGCACUGGGCCGAGCUGCAGGGCUUCUUCUCUGCCGCCGAGCGUGUCGCGAACAAGCACACCAGCUUUGGCAUCCAACCUGCGCAGUAUCAGAUUGUCGGCGCACACCUGCUCGCUACCAUCGAGGAUCGCAUAACCAAAGACAAGGACAUUCUCGCAGAGUGGGCCAAGGCCUACCAAUUCCUCGCCGACCUCUUCAUCAAACGCGAGGAGGAGAUCUAUGCCGCGACAGAGGGCUGCAAGGGCGGGUGGCGCCAGACUCGCACGUUCCGCGUCGAGGAAAAGACCAGGGUCAACGAAAUCAUCUGCAAGUUCAGGCUCGUCCCGGCUGAGGAGGGCGCCGGCGUGGUAGAGCACAGGCCCGGGCAGUACCUUGCUAUCUUCGUCCGCAGCCCCGAGCACUUCCAGCACCAGCAGAUUCGCCAGUACUCAAUUAUUUCGGCGCCGAAUAGCGCGUACUACGAGAUCGCGGUGCACAGGGACGAAAAGGGGACUGUUUCCCGCUAUCUCCAUGAUUACGUGAGCACUGGCGAUCUGCUCGAGGUCGCGCCGCCUUACGGGGACUUCUUCCUCAGGUAUCUCGAGGCCGAUGAGCAGGCCCCUGCGGACACACAGGCCUCGCAAGAGUUCCAAAUGCUGCAGAGCGGGGCCAUCAACUUUGCGGCAGAGAAGACGAUGCCGAUUGUGCUCAUCUCCGGCGGCAUCGGCCAGACCCCGCUGCUGUCGAUGCUCAGGUUCCUCGCGCAGAAGGAGGGCAAGGAGACGGCCCGCCCCAUCUUCUGGAUCCAUGCCGCGCACAACAGCCGCGUCCGCGCCUUCAAGGAAGAGGUUGACGCGAUCAGAGAGACGGCUCUGCCAAGCCUGCGCGUCGUGACCUUUCUGAGCGAGGUCAGGGCGACGGACAGAGAGGGCGAGGAUUACGACUUCGCCGGGCGCAUCAACCUUGACCGUAUCUCGGAACUCACCAAGCUGGAGGCAGACAACGCCAAUCCGCACUACUUCUUCGUCGGCCCGACCGGCUUCAUGACCGCCGUGGAGGAGCAGCUCAAGACCAAGUCCGUGCCCAAUAGCCGCAUCCACUUCGAGAUGUUCGGCCCCUUCAAGGCCUCCCAUUAG